AUGGACUCGUACUGCUAUGUGCCGUUUGAAGACGAGCCAGGUUGCGAUCGGUUUCGAGUAGUGACGAUCUUCCCAGGCGCCUCCGACCAGGCGAUCCAGUGCACAUUGGAGCACGUGGCGUUGGGCAAGUCACCCGACUACGAGGCACUGUCCUACGUCUGGGGCAACCCGGAGGACAAGGCCGAUAUCUUCUGCAACGGGCGGCGACUCCAGGUGACGGCCGACCUCCAUGCAGCACUGCAUCACAUCCGUCCGCUUGGGUCAGAGCCCAGGCGUAUCUGGGCUGAUGCAAUCUGCAUUAACCAGCGCGACAAUGACGAGCGGGGACGGCAGGUUCGCAGGAUGAGGGAGAUCUACCCAAAAGCGAGCCGUGUACUCAUCUGGCUGGGCGAGGCUCAUGAUGGGAGUGACGAAGGCCUGGAGGCAGCUCGCGAGAUAGCACAGGCCUGCCGCCAGUACGCGGCAGAGAGAGGAGAUCUCAAGACCAUCAGCUUCUCGGAUGGUCGCGCGAGCAGGCUCUUCGGCAAAUUCAGAGACCCGUCGCAAUUUACAAGACUUGAAGCCUUCUACAGAGUCAUCCGCCGGACUUGGUUCACGCGGGUCUGGGUCAUCCAGGAACUCGCCCUCGCGGCGGAGGCCACCAUACUCUGUGGAAAUACCGUGAUGGACUGGAAGGAUCUAAUGGAUGCGAUUACAGCGCAGGAUCACCUCAAUCUGCACUUGGCCGACCACGAGCGCAACGCGUACAUCUUUAUCCUACAGAAAGCGCGCGAGGAAUGGGCUCAAGGUAUGAAGCUGGGCCUGCUGAGCGUGCUGUUCCGCUAUCGGAUAUUCGACUCCACGGACCCCAGGGACAAGAUAUUUGGUCUGAGCAGCCUGGCACGAGGCAAGCUUGCCGAUAUCCAGGCCCUGCAAGCCGACUACAACAUUGGGACGUUGCAGCUCUAUUGCACGAUAGCCGAAGAGAUCCUCAAGGAGUCGAGGACUCUUCAUCUCUUGUCAGUUCCUAGGCGGUUCGUUGGGAUUGGUCCCCAACACCUACCGUCAUGGGUGCCCGAUUGGACGAACACACGCCUGACCGCGUGUCUGGGACUCUUAAAUUACUCCGAUAUCAACGACCUAGGCUUCGCAGCUACCCGAGCGUCGAAGGCGCAAAUCCGAUUUGACGACGCCACCUCGUCCCUGGCAGUCGAGGGACAUAUCGUUGACCGGAUCCAGGCUGUCGGUUCGGUAUUGAAGGUCGAGGAAGUACCCCGGACAAAUUUCCGGGAGGUUCGUAUACCAAAAUGCUCCUAUGUUCUCGACAACUGGCUUCGAGUCGCAGAGGUCAAGCAGGAGGAGCCCUAUAUCACUGGGGAGCCAAUCAGGGACGCGUUUGCGCAGACAUUGGUGACCGAAUCGACAUCGGAGUCAAUCGAAACACUGCGGGCGCAGUUGGAUAUCCUGGAGAGUUACGCAUCGAUAGCGAGAUGGCUUGGCUCCUUUUCCGAAAGGAAGCCACCCGACACACUUGUCCAACAGGCGGUCACGGCAAUGCAUACUGCUCUGUUCCACAACACCACAGAUCAAUUAACAUUGUAUUUUCGAAUCCAUAUGUCUUCGCUCGCUGAUCGCCGGGUCUUCCGGACAGAGAGGGGUUAUAUAGGGUUAGCAGCUGCUUUGGCAGAGGCAGGAGAAGAGGUCGUAGUGGUCAAAGGUGGAAACGUACCACUCGUUCUGAGGCCCAAGGGCGAGGCUUGGACCUUGCAAGGGGACUACUAUGUCAGGGGGAUCAUGCAGGGCGAGGCGUAUGAUGGAGAACGCUGCGAACUCAUGAGGAUUUCAUAG
This is a messenger RNA of Anthostomella pinea, 1827 nucleotides long. Lineage: Eukaryota; Fungi; Ascomycota; Sordariomycetes; Xylariales; Xylariaceae. The record is from the annotation of a GenBank genome assembly.